This is a messenger RNA of Fraxinus pennsylvanica, 642 nucleotides long. The record is from the annotation of a GenBank genome assembly. NCBI's taxonomy places the organism in Eukaryota, Viridiplantae, Streptophyta, Magnoliopsida, Lamiales, Oleaceae.
AUGAGCAUCAGAAUAGACUCGAUUACAUUGCGAAACCCUAGCUUGAACAGAGCUUUUUCUCCUUCUACAAUGGCGCUGUGUUACUCGCCGCCCUCGUCGCUAGGAUUUCAAGCCCUGCACAGACCGCACAAUUACUAUAAAAUAUCUAUUGUAGCCCGAGUAGUUCCUCCCAGACGGUUUGGCCUUAAUCUGGUUCCAUUAAGGGGACGAAAUUUUCGGGAACGUUCAGUUUUGCCUUUCGCCGCUUCUCAAGAGGAAUCGGUGAGCGUCUUUUCGCCAUUUUUGUUGUUUUGUGUUUCCGGAUUAACUUUAUCUGAGAAAGAUUGGAAGGUAUUCAAAUACAGGCUAGAUUCUUCGUUGAUGAAGUUAAGGACAAGACUGGGAAGGACAUUGAUGUCAAUUAAUGGGAUAGGGCAUUUGUGGAAGACCUCAGGACGCAGGAAAAUUGGUACGAAUGGCUGUGGCAGGUCUCUGAUCAAGUUUAUCGAUUUUUAUAGCCGAGAUGUAGGACUAUGCUUAGCCAGGAACAUGCCAUACUUUAGGCGAAGGAUGGUGGAGGAGAUGUUAAGGUUGAAAGCUAACCGAGGGACGAAGAACUCGAUGUGCAGGAACACGCGCCAUAUUUUAGGCGGAGGAUGGUGA